CUUGUGUGACAUCUGUGAUAUGUUAUGAUGUUAUAUCAUCAUCUAACUCAAGCUCAGUACGUUGACACCCAUGCCCUCCUUAUAUUUCAAGGCUUCAUUGAUGGCGCUUGCUACAGUUGUUCCAUGAUUUUGUAUAUGUCGCUUGCUGGCACCGUUGCUGGGGUUUCAUCAAUUGUCCAACGAGUUGUGUCUUGAGUUUAGCCUUUCUAGUUAAUAGCUUCGUGUCAUUGUUGCUAGCAAUCUUGUAAUCUGAUUUUUAAUGACUAAGACCAUAAUUAUAUUUUUUAUAUGGCCUAAUUACUCUUGUAUUUUAUCUUCCGAUUCAUAUAUGUAAAAUGCAUAAUUAUUAUUACUUUCAUUUCAAUUUUUGGUAUUCAUAUUUGAACGGACACUACUAUUUUUUCUUCACUUUUUAUGGAAUUCAACAUGGUAUUUUUAUUUAUUGCAAAUGUAAGCUUAUUUAUUUUACUUGGAAUUAAUACUUUAUUCAAGUGUUUUACGUCCCAAAUUGUAUGGACAUCAAACUUAUAAAUUUUUUUCUUAUUUUAAUUUGAAAUUUAGAAAUUUAUUUAUUAUACUUGACACGGACUCUUUAUUUAGGCGUUCUAUGUUCCAAUUCGUAUGAAUUGGCUUUACCUUAAUUUUUAUUGCAGAAUUUGGCUCGUUUUAGUGGCUCUUAUGAAAAUUGAAUUUCUAAUUUUAUAUUAUUUUUAAUUCUAAUUUUUGGCUCUUUUUAGUAUCCAAUUCAUAUGAAUCGAAAUUCUAAUUUUAGAUUAUUUUUAUUAUAAAUUUAUUUAUUAUUAGUUGUAUUUUGAUAUGGAUUAUAUGAUUUUAGCGGGACUACCGUUAGUUUAUCAUAACAAUUGAUGCCCCAGAUCCUUCUUUUUUAUUAACAUGGGAAUUUUAGGCCUUGAAAGUAAAUAUUUGUCUCCUUUUGAUUCUACUUUAUUAAUAUAACUACUAACAUCCAAUGGUUACAAUGCAUCAAUACAUCUGAGGGCAUUAAAAGAUCAAUGGCAUGAACACCAGUUGUAUCAUGUCCAGGUCGAAAGUGAAGCAUGCAUUUUCCAUAACAAUUCGAAUUAGAAUUCUUUAGUCGUCACAACAGGCUAUGAUUGAGCUCUAUUGAGUAUAAUUAAGAAAUUAGUCGUGUUGGCGUGACUAAUCCCAUCACGUCGCAAAGUCCAAUCUCCAGACUGCAAUGAAGAGUCGCAAACCAGCAUGCUACAAUACUGUAGUGUUCAUUCAAACUAAACGUUCCUCUAACAAUGGCCUUCAUCAUUGCCUGCCUGACAGCAUGCAUGCGAGACAUUAAUCGCCGCAUCCAAUGAUUCCAAUCCAAAAGGGCAAAGAAAAAGGUGGGGUGAUGGAAGCUGCAUCCAAUGUCUGUCUCACCCAGCGCAUGCAUGCAAUUUAUAUUAUUUCACCUGCGGCAGUCCGUUCACCAGAAGACUUGGAUUUAUUGAUAUUUUAUGGAAUCCUUCACGUAUAUAUUAGGCUAGCUCUAUUUUCUUAAGAAUAUGGUGGAGGUCACAGAAAAUAGGAGCCGAAGAUCUACAAAGUAAAAGGCGGGUAUUCUGUAUUUUUGAGAUUUCCUAGUGUGCCUCGUAUUCUAAAUAGUACUCCAUGUAUACUCCAACUUACUGGAUCGUGGAUAUAUGGCUUUAAAUUGUGGGAUAGGUAAAUAGAUCGACUUACCGGAAGUUGGUUGUAUUUCAUAUGAAAAAAAUAGGGGUAACUUGGUCAUUCUAUCUUCAACCCUAAUCUCUUUUUACUUCAGACCGGCAUAGAUUUUUUUUCCCUUGCUAUAACUGUGGUAGGCUGUAACGGUGAGGAUUUUAAUUUUAACCCGGACUGUUAAAGGAUAAUUAUAACAAUCAAUAGUUUAGAUCUUUCUCUAUUGUCAAGUUAGUAUGGGGUUUUCUAGGCCUUGGAAGCAAACGUGUUCCCGUAUAUGUAUGGAUAUGGUCAUUUUGUGUGUAUACAGAGCAGCAACAACAAUAAUUAAUCUACCAAUUGUAAUCUGGCUCAAGGUCCAUAUUUUCUGUAUACUAGGAAUCCGACCACCAUGACUUGGCUGACGCACUAAUUUCAAAGUUUCCUGUGUCAUUAUGUCCAGGUAAGAAGUUGCUGCUGCUGCUGCUGGUUGUAGCCACCACUCUGGCCCUGGAACAGAGCACUGCAACUAAUGGGGCUCGAGGCAUCAGCAUGUCUCUGCCUGGCUGCCCAGACAAGUGCGGCGACGUCGUCAUCCCGUACCCGUUCGGCUUCAAGCCAGGUUGCUUCCGGGAAGGCUUCAAUGUCACUUGCAACGAAAGCACGUCGUCGGCCUAUCUCGGCAACCACAGAAGCUUUAAGAUCUUUGGUUUCAAUCUGUCCCAGGGCGAGGUCCGUGUUCAGAAGCACAUACAAUAUUCUUGCAUCGAUGGUACAAAUAACAUCGGCGUUCCAGGUCAUCCGGUGCAUAUGAACAUUACCAACCUUCCUUUUGUCAGUGUUUCCACCAAGAACAAAUUCACAACAAUCGGGUGUGCUACCGUUGCAAUCUUACACGGCAAGAACCAACAUAAUUACACCAGUGGAUGUGUAUCAUUCUGUGACAAGGAUAACAUCGACAACAGCACACAGUGCACUGGAAUGGGCUGCUGUCAGACUUCCAUCCCAGUUAACCUUAGGGCUUUGUGGACCUCAUUCUUACCGGUAUACAGUAGUUCCUUUGCCCAGGAUUUUAGUCCAUGCAGCUACGCCUUCGUCUCCGAGCAGAACUGGUUCAGUUUCGAUACCUCGUACGCCAACUCAAGAUUAUUUGGCGAAUUGCAUGGAGGUGACGACCGUGGGGUUCCUAUGGUGCUCGAUUGGGUCGUUGCCAAUGGAACGUGCGAGGAAGCCGAGAUGAAAUCAUCAUCUGCAUGCCUUGCCAAUAAGAGCAACUGCACGAACGUGCUCGAUGGCCUGGGUUAUCGAUGCAACUGCUCUCAAGGUUAUGAGGGCAAUCCCUACCUACACGAUGGGUGUCAAGACAUCGACGAGUGCAAGCAUCCAUCCAUGUAUCCUUGCCAAGGUCUUUGCGAGAACACCGAUGGAAACUACACAUGCGUAUGCCCACGAGGAACUCACAGCGAUGAUCCAAGGACCAUACACUGCACCAGAGGCUCCGACAACAUGAUGGUCAUAGGUAUUUCCAUCUGCUCUAUCUUCAUCAUCGUCUGUUUUGUUCUACUGAGCCAACGUCAAAAAAGAAAGCUAGCAAAAGAGAGGGAGAGGCUCUUCAGAGAGAAUGGUGGCCCAAUACUGUAUCAAAAAAUCCUUUCUAACCAGGUUGACACAGUUAUGAUAUAUAGAGUGGAACAACUAGAGAAGGCGACAAAUAACUUUGACAAGAGCAGAGAACUAGGCAGAGGGGGCCAUGGCACAGUGUACAAAGGCAUUCUGGAAGAUAACAAGGUUGUAGCUGUGAAGCGCUCAACGAUUAUGAAUGUGGCCCAAGCCGAAGAAUUCGUGCAGGAGAUUAUUAUACUCUCACAAAUCAACCACAAGAAUGUGGUCAGGCUUCUAGGCUGCUGCUUAGAGGUGGAAGUGCCCAUACUAGUGUAUGAAUUCAUACCAAAUGGAACACUCUUCCACUUGAUCCAUGGUGACGACAACAGGCAACCUGUUUCGCUAGAAGUUCGUCUUAAGAUCGCCCAGGAGUCUGCUGAAGCACUGGCAUAUAUGCAUCUCUCGACUAACCGUCCGAUAGUCCAUGGAGAUGUCAAGUCUCUGAACAUACUGAUAGGUGAAAACUAUGAGGCAAAAGUGACGGACUUUGGGGCAUCAAGAAUGCUUCCCAAGGACUCGGUCCAGUUCAUGACAAUUGUGCAGGGAACUAUGGGUUACCUAGACCCCGAGUACUUCCAGGAGCGGAAGCUGACGGAUAAGAGCGAUGUUUAUAGCUUCGGGGUCGUACUUCUCGAGCUGAUCACAGGGAAGACGGCGAUCUUCUCUGAAGGCUUGGAGGAAGGAAAAGGCCUUGCAUCGGUCUUCCUUCGGACAAUGAGUGAGAACAGAGUUGAAGACAUCUUGGACCCGAGCAUAAUUGGUGGGGAAAUGGCAGAGCUGCUCCAUGAAGUAGCUGAGUUGGCAAGGCAAUGCUUGAGUGUGAAGGGGGAGGAGAGGCCUUCCAUGACCCAAGUGGCCGAGAAACUGAAAGCUAUACGCGUAACCUGGAGAGAAAUAUUGUUGCUGAAGCAUGAAGAAACUGAGCUUCUGACGAUUGAGAGGCCAUGUGCGCCUUCGGCUGGCGGCCUGACAUCAAACAUGUAUUGGACGGCACAGAUGUUGGGGAUGGAUAUCGAAAAACCAAAUGCAGAGCAUCAAGUGUAGCAAGAAUACAGGAUAUAGAAUAUAGGUAGUGUGAUCUACUCGAGUUUUCAUGUAUAGAUGCAAACCUUGUAUGAUUUACUAUCAAGUAGUAUAGUUGCCGUGCAGUCAAGCUACUUUCUUUUCUUUUAUAGUUAUGGUGAGAAAUUUAAAGUAAAAGAUUAUAUUUUCUGCCUAUUAGAGAGGCAAGUUCU
Messenger RNA from Panicum virgatum (switchgrass), 4553 nucleotides. Its product is annotated as wall-associated receptor kinase 5-like. The transcript has 3 exons. NCBI's taxonomy places the organism in Eukaryota, Viridiplantae, Streptophyta, Magnoliopsida, Poales, Poaceae. Gene Ontology annotation, molecular function: protein serine/threonine kinase activity; polysaccharide binding; ATP binding. The record is from RefSeq and is a predicted model, not a curated record. Bases 2209 to 4362 code for a protein of 717 amino acids. Gene Ontology annotation, biological process: protein phosphorylation; cell surface receptor signaling pathway. Gene Ontology annotation, cellular component: plasma membrane.